This is a messenger RNA of Laccaria bicolor S238N-H82, 732 nucleotides long. RefSeq lists its product as uncharacterized. The transcript is spliced from 14 exons. The record is from RefSeq and is a predicted model, not a curated record. The coding region runs from base 1 to 732 and encodes 243 amino acids. NCBI's taxonomy places the organism in Eukaryota, Fungi, Basidiomycota, Agaricomycetes, Agaricales, Hydnangiaceae.
AUGUGGGUACAAUAUUUGGCUAGCUCCAAAAGCACUGUGUCGGAAAAAUCCGUGAUGCCUUAUAAUAGUAAUGGAUUACAAGGCUGGCGGGAGCUAUUGCACAGGAGUGUUGGGAACAGAUGGACAUGCUAUGGAAAGGUGGCGCUUCGCGUUUACAAGCUGGGACAGGCUCCUAAGGAGUGGGAAAGGCGACGCAAAUUUCACGCAACAAAGGCUACAUUUCGCAUGACGAAGCUGGGAGAGGUCGUGAGCUGUGGAAAUGCGAUGAAAGAUUCAACUUCUCUGUUUCACAACGCUUCCAAAGACGAGAUAGAACACCUACCUGAAGACUGGACAUCUACAGAACACGUUGACGUCUGCGACAGCUGGAACGACGAGGUAUACACAUGUCCAAUGAAAACCGCGAAGGGCCAGCAAAAUGUAAUGGUCAUGUACAUUUUGAUUACUCACCUUACAUCGAGUCUUCACGUACCCAGCGGAAAGUAUAGACAAGUCAAUAAGCAAGUCAAAACAAGAUGGACAUGCUAUGGAAAGGUGGCGCUUCGCGUUUACAAGCUGGGACAGGCUCCUAAGGAGUGGGAAAGGCGACGCAAAUUUCACGCAACAAAGGCUACAUUUCGCAUGACGAAGCUGGGAGAGGUCGUGAGCUGUGGAAAUGCGAUGAAAGAUUCAACUUCUCUGUUUCACAACGCUUCCAAAGACGAGAUAGAACACCUACCUGAAGACUCCUAA